Molecule: messenger RNA, 2316 nt
Organism: Varanus komodoensis (Komodo dragon)
Lineage: Eukaryota; Metazoa; Chordata; Lepidosauria; Squamata; Varanidae
Exons: 4
Coding region: 1-2316 (771 amino acids)
Source: RefSeq, a predicted model, not a curated record
AUGAAUGCUUCCCCAGCUUCGGAAAGUGGACCCUAUCCCACAAACCACAGACCCUUUUUUUACGCACACCCAACAGCACAGCAACCAUUCCAUAAUCCAUGGAUCCUUGGCCCUAUGUACAAUCCAUAUGGUAUCCCUACAGGAGGUUUAAGAAGUGGCAAUCCAUAUUUCCCCUUUUAUUCACUUCCUCUCCACGAAUACCCUGGAUAUCUUGUUCAACAGCAUCCUAUGCAUAUGAGAGUUAACAGAAGACCUUAUUUUAAUGGUCAUCCAUCCUCACCCAUGUUUUAUCAAGCCACACGGUUCAGGCACUAUAGCCCCAGCAAGCGAACAGAGACCAAAGAAACGCAGACUGACCCUAGACAGCCUGAAAGUAAACCAAAAAAAUAUCAGGAUCAUGGUUUAGAAACGAAAGGCUGUGUUGCUGGAAAUAUGGGCUGCGUCCCAUCUGGCACUUGUAAAGGAACUGAAAGCUCUUUGGAAAAGCCAGAGAGGGGUGUAUCUUCUGCUGUUUCAGAGAGGGACUUUGCCAAGAAUGCUUCUAGUGCUGUACAGUUCCGCAGCCUCCCCCCAUCUGGCUAUGCCUUUGAGAAAGAAGAAGUAAGAAUAGAGUAUGCUAAUGGGGGUACACCUGCCAUUCAGCUCUGGAAGUCCUUCAAAGAAACAAUCCCUCUAUACGAUGUGUCAAAAAAGACAGUCCCAGAGAACCUAAUGCAGAGAGAUAUGUUUGCUUUGAGCUCCUGUGAAGGAGUUGUAUAUGGGCCUGGUGAACAAGGAGAGCUGGUGCCAAGUAUUCCUUAUUCAGAAGAGCAAGAAGCUCUUGAGGACAUGCAGGAGAAGGAGCCUCAAAGUAAAGCAAAGCUGGAUUCAGAGAAACAGGGAGGGCCAAGCUACAGAGCAAAGUCUCCUCUAGACGAAGCCAGAUCAGUGCACCUGGCUGAACAAACUAGACCUGACCAGCCAGGGGCAAAGCAAAAUGCCCUGUUAUCCAAAAGACCUUUUGGCUCAAAGAGGUCCAGUGGUUCAAAAGCUCCUCAAGAUGUGUCCAACCUUGUUCGGCAAAGGGAAUUAUUUCCAUCUGGCAUGGAGAUAAUGAAUGAUUCAUAUUUCUCCCAGACAUUGAAUGAAAACCUUGAUAUGACCACUGAAAAUUGGACAGCUUCAGAAAAAAGCCUGUGGUGUGAUGAGUCUGAGAAAUACAUACCUUCUGAUAGCUGGCUGGCUUGUUUGGAUAACGUUGAUACUAACUUCAACUACAAUGUUUAUCUGUCUCAAAGAAAGCGUCCAAGUGUACUAAGUCUUACCUCUGAUGAGGAGCCUUCAUCCACAGAAGAUGUCUCAACUGAUGAUACACCAGUGUCUUAUUUAGCCCCUGACUAUGUGCUUCCAAAGGGUGUGUGUACCUUAAAGAAAAGCAAUGAAGCAAUGAGCAGAGAGAAAAUAAAAAGUGGAGGUUCCCUCAAUGAAGAUGAAGUGGUGGGGAGUGAGCAGGAUAAAACUGGCUACAUCCGGAAUUUAAAGAGCCACUCAAGAGUAAAGGUUAAAGAGGUUUUCACUCGAAGUAGAAAACGGGGCAUUCUCCCUAGGUCUUCCAGUAGCAAGCAGCUUUACUCUCUCAAGAAAAAAGCAACAAAGAGUUUGUCUCCAUCAGAAGCUGAUGAGUCUGAAGAAUACUGGGUGCAGGAACCAGAGGAGGAGGAGGAGGAAGAAGAAGAAGAUGAUGAUGAUAAUGAAGAAAAGGACUACUUGAUUCAAGAAGUGACUCCAUGUGGAAACUUGAACCCUAGCAAAAGUUUCCCCUUCCAGCAAACUGGCCAGCCAGUGUUUUGGAGAAUACCUAAAAAUGCUGUAUCAGGACAUUUCAUUAAUUGGCCUGUACAAGAGAAAAAGAAAAUGUAUGGACUAGGUACUAAACUGAAGAAGGAGCAGGAAGAAGAGGAGGAUCUCUUUGAUGACUACAACUUCUCAUUGAAGCGGCCUAUAGCCCAACAGCUAGAAAUACUUGAGCACCGAAGAAAUUCACCAAAGCUUUCUGACAAUUUGCAUGUAGACUCACCAAAGAAGAAAGGAGCACAUAAGCCUCCACAUAAACGUAGAGAUACCAGACAUGAUGCAGAAACUGAAGAAUGGGAGAAGCCUAGAACGACCCGUCGCAAGGUCGUGAUAAAGCAAACCACUUUGAAAGCAGAUACGGAUUUACAUCAUGUUGCCAUAUUAAAAGAUAAGGCCUGUCAUGGCUACACAAAGCAUUCAGGUAUGGAAUUACUGAAAGAACCAUCUAUCAGUAAUUCACAUGACAUGGAGAGAUUCAAGUGA